GGGCGUGCCCGGAAGGAGCCCCGUCGUGCGGGCGGGAGUAGGGUUGCUAUGGAUACGGCGUGAGGACCCGGUCGCGGUCCGAACUGAGCUGGGGGAGACUCCGAGCGCCCCAUGGGGCCGAAGCGGCCUAAGAGCGGAGGCAGCUCCCCCGGGGGCGCCGGACCCGCUGCCAAGAGCUGGGAGGCCGGACUGGUGUCCGCCCGCCUGGAGGAGGAUAAUUGGAAGCCUAGCAUUGCUUUUGUUGUUGGGAACAAAAUUGAGGAUGAAGUCCACACACAAGCCUUGUCUCUUGCUGUGCAGGUGCCACAGCGGAAGCUCUUCAGCGAGGUAUCGUGGGAAGGAAUUUUGGGACAGAUCAUGGAAGCUGGAAGUCAAAAGGGAAAAAAGGUUAAAGAGGUGCCUAUGUAUUGUGAGGUGAUAGAGACAGCCAAAGCCAUUCUGGAUAGUGGAGAGCAGCUUCCUGUAACACUGAUUGGAAAACUAUUGAAAUUUCAGCUGCUUUGCAUCAAACAGAAGGACCUGCAGAGAAGAGCCGCUGAAAAGAAGGCAGCAGAAGAGCGAGAGAAGGAGAAAGAAAAAGAUAAAGGGAAAGCUAAACCUCCUGGCAAGAAGGAAAAGCCACCCAGUGCCAAAUCUGCAGGAAAAGGAGGGAAGGGAAAGAAAGCUGAAGCAGUACCAACAGCAACUACUAUUAAAAAGGACACCACACUAAAGCGACGGGGAGAAGAAGAGGAAGAUGACAAAUAUUUGGAUGAUGAGCCAGAUGAUGGUGCCCAAUAUUACUUCAUAAUUUGGGGUUUCCACAACCCUCAGUUACUGCCUGUACUGUCUGAGCUUGGGGUCAGUAUCUCAAAUGUAAUUAAGAUUUCUUCUGAAAAUUACGAGCCAUUGCAGACAUACUUGGGAGCAGCUAAACUGCAAGAAGAAUCAUUACUUACACCUGAAGUUGUAGAAGCUGAAAAAAGGAAGAAAGCUAAAGCCAUCAAAGAUUUGGAAACGUUCUGGAAAUACUUGGAGCCAAUUCUGAACAGUGGGAAACAUGGAUCAUCUCUCUUUGAUGUUGCCAGACUUCAUCACAUAGUAAAGGAAAAUACCUUUCCCACAGACUGGACUAAUAGUGAUAUGAUGCUUGCAUUUGGAACUGUGCUAUUUGAAAGCAUGGCUUGUUUGAUGUAUGACUGUCUGGACUGGAAAAGACAACAUCAGCACUACUUGGAAAACACCAACUUUAUUAAUGUCCCUGUAAUAACAAAGAACAAACAGGCACAUCUAGUUUCUCCCACUAUCCCUUCAAAGAAGAAAGUACAAACAGAAGAAAUUCUAGUACCAGGAAUUCUACCACAGGAGGAAGAAGUUUCUUUUCUGCCUCCUUAUGUGGACAUGAGGUAUUACAAUGAUUUGCUAAGUCAGAUUCCUGAAGAAUUCAUUUCUAUUCCUUUAAUAAUGAACUGCAUGUUGGAACAGGUCAUUGCAACUGAAGAAGGUCUUACACCACCAAGUCUGGUGGUCCCAGAACCACGAGCAGAUGGGCUGGAUCAUAGCCUUGCAGAGCAUAUAGUCUCAAUCCUUCCCUCUCUUGCCCUCUCUGAGAGUGAAAAAAAGAAUCUCUACAACUCCUUUUUCCCUAAUGGCAAUGAAGAAAAGACUGUGGUCCCCAAAUGGCCUCUUCUAUUAAACUAUCAUGAUAUUUUGUCUCAGAGGCUACACCUGCUAAAGGUCCAAGGGGGCUUAAACCCAAAAAAGAUUGAACAGGAUAUGAUGGACAAGCUGCCACUGGUGGAACUUCUUCAAUUCCCCCUUCCUCCACCUGGAAACAACACUAAACGCUUGGCCAGAGUUCAUGAGCUCAUGCAUUAUUGCACCAGUGAACUCUUGAGUUGGGCUGAAGUAGAAAGAGCCUUCAAAGUGUUUACUUUUGAAAGCCUGCGGCUGACUGGGGUGGAUGAUUCUGGCCUCCUGGAGGGCUCAGGGGUGAUGCUUGGAGGUGAUUAUGAAGUAUCUUAUAUUCCAUGGGAUAAUCCGGCCAGGUUUGCAAGACAUCUGAGACAACUAUCUAUGGUGGAAAACCUGUUUGAUGAGAAAACUCCCAAUGGCUCAGUGCAUAUAGAAAAGAAUGACAAACGUGGAGGAGACGGUCUGGCUGAUCCUAUUGUAAACAAAGUUAAACAACAGAGGCAUGGGCCGGAGACAGAUUUAGUGGAAAUACAAAAGACUCAGCAGCGGCAUUUGACAGACUGGAGUUUUGCUGAACAUUAUGAGCCAUGUCUUCUUCUUCAGGUUUUACACAAUGCAACCCAACAAUACAGGUGUAUUGAUUCCUAUUACCACACCCAAGAUAACUCUCUGCUUAUAGUCCUUCACAAUCCAAUGAAUCAACACCGUCAGUGCAAGGAAUCCUGGGAUAUUGCAAUGCACUCUGAUGUUGGAUUCAGAAACUAUCUGGAGCUAGUGGCCAACUCAAUUGAAGACUGGGUGACAAAGGAAGAAACCAAAUAUCAGGAAGAAAAAAUGGCUAAGGAACUGGAAACCCUUAAACUAGCUAAAGCCAUGACAGAGAGACCUCCUGAAGAUAAACCCUGUGCCUCCACUAGCAAAAAAACUGCAUCUCCUAAGAAAACAAAAAGCAGUACAUCAAGACUGGACAGUAAAGCAGAGGUCACACCAGAACUUCCAGAAAAAAAUCCUUUUGUCAGAGAAGGCUCCCUCAAGGCUUGGAAGGAAGAGCAUGAUCGACUACUAGAGGAAGAACGACUAAGGGAAGAAAAGAAAGCCGAGAAGAAAGAAAAGUCAGGUGGUAAAAAGAAAGGACAGAGCAAGGAGAUACCAGUGCCUGAUGACAGCAAGGGAUCCAAGACAAAAUCUUCCAAGGAGAAGUCUAAAGAUGAGACAGCAAAAAUCUCUGAACUUGAGGAGCAUAGUACCCCAGCACCACCCUCUGAGAAAGUUUAUGAGUUUCUUGGCUACAAUGUGGGGGAGGAUCUCAUUCAAGUCUCAGGGACCAGUCAAUAUCUUUUCCCCACUGAUGGAGGACAGAUCCAAGCAGAAAAGAUAAAAUUUGAAAAGGGGACAACUUUGGUAAAAAUGAAGGUGGUAAAGGAUCGCCACAGUUUCUUCAUUCAUAUCACAGACCCCAAGAAAAACUUGAUAGAAAGUGAAGGACAAGAAAUGAGCAACUCUUUGGAAGGGCAGCAGAGUGAGACAGUUUCACAGCUCGUAGGAGGGAGCCAACCACAUAUUCCUAUUGGACCCAUGCCAAGAAAAUUAAUAAAUCAAAAGAAAGCUGUGAGCAAGUUUGGAUCUUUUUCAGCCACUUUGGAAAAUGGAAUCCAGCUAUCCUUGAGCUACUAUGGAGCUACAGGAAAAGCAGCAGAUGAUACAGACCCUAACUUAGCAACAAUUCUGAAUAUCCCCUCCGUACAUAUUCCAACUGUUGCUCCCACUCCUGUUGCUGCUUCCACUUCUUCAGGAAAAAGCAACAAGUCACUGAAACAAAAAUCAGCAAAAUCUCUGCAGUCUGCCAAAGGAAGCCAUGUCAAGUUAAUCACUCCACCACCGGAAGAGUCUCCAAAGCAAGAAGAGAAAAAGGUAGAAAUAGAACCAUCAACACCUCAAACACAAGCGGUGCCAGAUGUCCCUGUUUUCCAGACUUUGAAUGCCUCUUGCUCCAACGGGCUGGUAUUAACUUUCCUUGGUCAAAAUUCUAUAGAUUUGAAAGCUGAGUCUAAGGAAGCUGAAGCCAAGGCAGAUGAAGCCAACAAAAGUGAAACCAAGGCAGAUGAGGCCAAGGAAGAUGAGGCCAAGGCAGAAAAAGCCAAGCAACCUACUCUGGAAAUCCUAGUUAGGCAGAGUUAUCCCCAAAGGGUGAAGCAUUCCCAUCUGUACAAAGCAGUGAAGAAACCAGUAGAACAGGAAGUGUCUAGAGUCAUUACCAGCCAAGGAACUGUCGUAAAGUACAUGAUUGAUGGAUCCACCCAGGUUCUUUUUCCUGAUGGCACGGUGAUCAAGAGUCCCGAUUCAGUUCUAACAUCAUCACCUGCAGUUAGUACACGAUCAUCCAUUGUUGAGACUAGCCUACAGAGCCAACCAUUGCCAAAACUGGUGCCUUCUACUGACAUCAGCACUAAAAAAGGAAAGCUUGGCCACAAAGGUAGCACAGCACCAGCAGCCAAAUAUGAGUUGCCUGAAUCUGCUGUUCAGGAACCCCUGCCUACUCUGCUACAACCUGUAGACAACCAAUUAGGCACCUGGAUAACAACCAUCCCAUCAGGCAUUCAAGUGGGCACUAAGGGAGCAAACAGAAUGGAUCUGAAGCCACUGUUAACUUAUCAGGCAACUGACCCAGUUAAUGGAAUGGUUAUGAUAAUGCGAGAAGACAAGGUGCUAAUGGUUCAGAAAAUGGAUGAUACCAAGAUAGUGGAUCAUGCUGAUGGUACUAGAAUCACCACAUUUUAUCAAGAUUAUGAGGAACCUUUUGUAUCUGAGGAUAAUGAAGAAAUAGGUGAAUCUCCACAAACUAUCAGAAGGAAAGUAAAAUGCAUACGAGUGGAGAAUCCUGACUUUGCUACGGUUAUAACAAACUGUGAAGACAGCACCUGUUGUACCAUCUUUGGAGAUGGGACAUCUAUUAUAGCAAAGCCACAGGGAACAUAUCAGGUGUUACCCUCCAGUACCGGCUGCCUUUUCAUUGAUGAUGAUUGUUCAGCAGUUUAUUCCCAUGAGAUUUUCAAUAAAACUCAGCUUCUCUGCAAGCGUGAAGAGAAACAAGCAGGGAGAUACGUUAUGAAACACACCUCCAAUGUUAUCUGUGAGAUGCUGGAUCCUGAAGGAAAUCUUUUCAAGGUCAUGGCUGAUGGCAGCACAUCUGUGUUCAUUCCCAGCAUUGAUUCUGAUGGUGAGGAAGAUGGAUGCUUAGUACCAAUACCAAAAGAAGUUCAUACUCCUGUCACAUAUGGUGAACAUGCCCCCAGGUUCUUCAUUGUCUAUGCUGAUGGUUCAGGGACUGAACUCCUUCGGAACAGUGACAUAGAAGAAUACCUUGCUUUGGCGUAUGGUGAUCCAGCUACUGCAGUCUUGCAAGAGCCAGUACAAGAAUGUCCAGGUGUUCUAAGUAUUACUGUUCUCCGUCCAUUGACUGAAACGUCUCCCUGGGUAAUGAAGAGAGAAUCAUCCAGUAUUGUUCCUCCAAGCCUCCAGUCCAGGAACUGGGAUACGUUUCCUCCAUUUGAGAGGAAGAUUCCAGGUCCACCUUUUGGCACACAUAUUUGGAAAGGUCUGUGCAUAGGAUCCAAAGAGCUGACUGGCUCUCCAGCACCUGUACUAAAAUGCCCUAAUGUGCUACAAAUCCGUCAGCUGAUCCAGUAUGAGCCAGUCAGUGAUGAGCUGAGACAGAAGCUGCAGCUGUCCCUCAAGGAAUACAUAGAUUACAUCCUGAAGCAGGAAGAUGAGAUGCAAGAGAUGACCAUUAAAGAACCAAGAACAGAGGAAGAGAAGGGUAAUGCUGCUGACCUCCUCAAACUGGUUAUGUCUUUCCCUAACUUGGAGAAAUCAUCUGAAGAUCUCAACACUAGAGCUCAGAUAGUUGAGUUAUAUGAGCAGGCUGUGGAUUCUCAGCUCCAAAGUCCACCAAGGAAGACAGUGUCAAAGCAAACUGAAGACUACUGGCAGAGUUUCAGCAAGGACAGAUUAACCCAGAUAUCUCACUGGCAGACAAAAAUAGAGCAGUCCAGGCAGGAACUUGAUGAAGGAAGGAAGUGCCUAAUAGCAAUAAAAAACAGAAUAAUUCCACCCUAUUUUGAAUCUGAACUCGGCAAGGAAUUUCUCCUGAAAAAGUUCCCUGAUGUGGAUUCACUUUCUAAAGAACUUCCUCCGUUUCCAAAGAAAGAGAGAGAGAAGCCGUCUGUGGAGACAGUCACAGAAUUUGUUAGGAGUACGUCUGAGCUCAGGGCAGAAUCUACAGGUCUGUUUGUCCCAACCAGUGAUUCCCCACACUCACUGAAUCCUCAGACACACAGUCCUUCAGCACAGACUGAAGUUUCCAGCAGAGCAGAAGUGGGAACAGCUGUGUGCACAUCUGGGAUACCCUUCCGGUCUCACACCCAGAGCUUGCUGGUGGAUGCUGCGGGGCAGCCAAGAAAAGAGAAGGUGAAAUUACCAUUAUCAAUCCAGGGGUGCAAGCCAGAAUCUGUACCCAAUGAAAAGGUAGAAGAUCCUGUUGGGGGAAAAGUCAACACAUCUUCUGUUGCAACAGCAACUAAGCAUCUUUGUGGAUUCCAUCUCAUCCCACCUAAAGUGAUAUUUGGGGUGCUGAAGGAGGGUUGUACUUAUGCCGCCACAGCCACUCUGAAAAAUGUUGGAGUGGACUUCAUAAGGUUUCGGGUGAAGCAGCCACCUCCCAGCACAGGACUGAGAGUGAUUUACACACCGGGGCCUGUGGCAGCCGGGUUGCAGGCUGAACUGGAGAUCGAGAUUUAUGCCAUGGCAAUUGGAGUGGAAGGUACCGAGGGCUCUGGAGAAAUUUCCCACCGUAUUGAAAUUUUAACAGAGAGGGAGACGCUGUUCCUGCCUGUGGAGGCAACAGUGUUAACAGGUGAUAUUUAUGAGCGCAGGCCACAGGGCUACCCUGAGGGGGGCCAGGCAGCUACAGUCCGGCUGGUUUCUACAAGUCCCACCCCCAGGUUCAGGAUUAUACUACCCCACAAACUUCCUGGCUAACGUAAGUGCCGCCGAUGAAACAUUGCAACUUCUAGCUGAAGAGUAUUAGCUGAGCCUUGUCUUGCCUACUCAUCCACCCCAGGAUCAAGUCCUGCACCACCAACAGCAGGAGCCAGACACAGCUGAGUGCUGAGCAUUAAAGGGAAGGAAUUGGAUGAUGUUAAUGAAAGGACUUGGCUGCUACAAGUUUUCCCAAUUACUCAGUCCCAAAGAAGUCACUCCCAGCAGAGAGGCACAGUCUCUGCUUAUCGCCUCCACCUAAACCCCUUGGCAGACACACUCUCUUCUCCCACUGGCUCACAUCCACCUGCACAGCAAGAAGGUGGCUUUCAGCAAGUAGCAGCUUUGUAGGUGCAAAUGGCUUUUUUGGUGUUCUGAGUCUCACUGGAGUCAAUAGGGCUCUGCCUGUUGAUCCCAAGACCAUUCCAUGAAAUUCUGUAAUUGAUCAGAAGCAGUGUUCAGACGUUAUACAGACAAACACCAUUGAGUUUAGCAUAGGGCCUCCUUUCACUCUGCCAAAAAUAUAGUUGCACUAUUUCCUUUUUGAAUACCAAAAAUAUUUCUCAAAGUUUCAUAGAAUUAUUUUACUUUACUUUAAGGUCAGAAGGGACCAUUAUGAUCAUCACAGGCUCCAGAAUCUCACCCACACACUCCUGUAUC
This is a messenger RNA of Mauremys mutica (yellowpond turtle), 7371 nucleotides long. It is a transcript of the gene SPAG17, whose product is annotated as sperm associated antigen 17. NCBI's taxonomy places the organism in Eukaryota, Metazoa, Chordata, Testudines, Geoemydidae. The coding region runs from base 112 to 6711 and encodes 2199 amino acids. The record is from RefSeq and is a predicted model, not a curated record. Gene Ontology annotation, biological process: epithelial cilium movement involved in extracellular fluid movement; axonemal central apparatus assembly. Gene Ontology annotation, cellular component: axonemal central apparatus. The transcript is spliced from 48 exons.